AGUGGGGUGAGUUUCGUUGCCCGCUUCCAUUAUGGGCAGAAGGUCUGGUAGUUAUGGAAGAGUCUUCUCCUAUUUCUUGCUUUCAUGUGUUAGUUGUGGAUGACUGCCCGAUUGAUCGUAAAAUCAUUGAGAAGCUGCUUCUCAAAAAUGACAUGUUCAAAGUUACUAUCGUUGAUAGUGGAAAGAGGGCUAUGGAGGUUCUUGGCUUGAAUGAAGAGAAGCCCAAAUCUCCAAAUGUUAAUGAGUUCAAAAUCGAUAAAAUCCUUACUGACUAUUGUAUGCAUGGGAUGAAUGGCUAUGACCUUCUCAAAGUUGUCAAGGAACACGACUGCCUAAAAUUUGUGCCCGUCGUCAUAAUGUCAUCCGAAAACAACCCACAGAUAAUCACUAGGUGCCAUGCCACUGGAGCUAAGGAUUUUAUACUGAAGCCACUUCGCAUAAGUGACAUACAAAGGCUGAGGAACUAAGUCGGGUCACUAGCUUCAGCAUCCAAAAUGGGCACGAAGAGAAAAGUGCCACUUGAUAUAAUACUAAAGAGUAACGGAU
Molecule: messenger RNA, 546 nt
Organism: Magnolia sinica
Lineage: Eukaryota; Viridiplantae; Streptophyta; Magnoliopsida; Magnoliales; Magnoliaceae
Product: two-component response regulator ORR4-like
Exons: 1
Coding region: 54-467 (137 amino acids)
Biological process (GO): phosphorelay signal transduction system; cytokinin-activated signaling pathway
Source: RefSeq, a predicted model, not a curated record